This is a messenger RNA of Didymodactylos carnosus, 981 nucleotides long. NCBI's taxonomy places the organism in Eukaryota, Metazoa, Rotifera, Eurotatoria, Philodinida, Philodinidae. The record is from the annotation of a GenBank genome assembly.
AUGAGUCCUUUGGUAGAGGACUUGAUUCUCUAUCCAACGAUAAAUUCUUUAUUCAUAAUGCCGAAAGGUUAUGAGUUUUCUCAAGAAGUAAAACAAUUAAUGUUUCAUAUUAUUAAUUUUGUUGAAAGCGAGAAAAAUGAUCCAGUCAUUCCUCUCUACAAUGUGAACGAUCGUCUUGUUAAAAUGUUAGAUAUUUCUAAAAGAUCUGUCAAAUCCGUCAAAUUAAAGCAUGAAUUACACCAGUUGAGACAGAAAGAAAUGAAUGAACAACACCAACAGCAAGAAAUGAAAGAGAAAAAUGAAGUAGAUGCAAAUGUUAGAGAGCUUCGUAGUCGCACCAUCUCAUUACCAAUGUCCAGACAUCGCGAAUCUUCAGCAUCUACUCCGCCAACAAAAAUUCUUUGUCGUCGACACACUGUCUCUGCUGCUUCUUCAUCAAGUCACAUCGAUCUUCCUAUUCCACAGGCACUACCUCCUCAGAAGAAAAAACAAGGAAAAGAUUUAAUUAGAUUUGAAUUUCAUAAAUUAAUUCAAGAAAAAGUAUAUCCAACCUCUGAAAAAUUAUUAAAAAGAUUGAUAGAGCGAUAUGAAGAUUUUCCUAUUCGUUCCGCAACUACGUUACGCAAAAAAAUGAGAAAUCUUGGCUUCUUUUAUCAACGAACAUCAAAAAUAAAAAUUCCGUUAGAUUCACAAGCUUUUGUAGUAGCAAGAGCAAAAUAUUUUCAAGCUCUUGAAGAAUUAAGAGAAACAAACGUUCAUUUGUAUUAUCACGAUGAAACGUGGUUGAACCUUCGAGAGGAUUCGGUAUCUGCACUUAUAAGCGUUAAAGGUUAUCACAUUCCAUCAGUUGAUAUUUGGUCGUGUACUGAAGAGCAUAAUAUGGAUUCAACGCAUUUUCUUUCGUGGAAUUUACGAGAAAUGUAUGCUAAGAAGAUGGUUUGGAAUGAUACAAAACGUUCAACAAUUCAACCUCAUGUCUAA